Molecule: messenger RNA, 9953 nt
Organism: Pocillopora meandrina
Lineage: Eukaryota; Metazoa; Cnidaria; Anthozoa; Scleractinia; Pocilloporidae
Source: the annotation of a GenBank genome assembly
GAAAGUAUGGUUAAUUUUCAAGAUGGCUUCCACGUUUGGGGACUUAGAGGAGAUUUACGCGCCAAGCGCUGCAGAUCUCUUAGCCUUCUCUUUUUUAUUAUUAUGGAUAGUACUAGCAUUAUUUCAGUUAAUAUCUAUAGCAACAGCGUGAGUAUCAUUUGCUUCAGUGUUUGCAAAGCCACGCUAUUUGAUAUUCCGCUCAACUUCGCGUACUGUUUGGUACAUUUACUAAUUUGUCAAUGUGCUAUGUUUUAGUAAGAUUCACCUUCAUAAAUCUACUCCCGCUGUCAAUAAUAAAGAACUUCCGGGGGUUUCAAUCUUGAAGGUAAGGUAUCCUUUAAACAUUAUAGCUUUAUAUUAAAUAAUGCGUUGGUCAGCUAUUGAUCCGCCAAUACCUAUGCUAAAUGAGCUUACUUUUGAGACUCAAGAGCUGUUUUGCUCUGUUGGCGAUCCAAGAAAUAAUUCGCUCAUGAGUUUAUUUUUCUCUUGUAGCCUUUGGUCGGAGAUGAGCCUAAUCUGAUAAAAAAUCUUCAAGGCUUUUUCGAACUAAAUUACCCUAAGGUAAGAUUUGUGUUAUUUUGGGCGCUAUGUUUUUUUUCACUCUCAAUGCUGUAUCGCUAUAUCCUAUUGUUACCCUUUUUAAGCCUUAUUUGUUUUUCUUUAUUAUAACAUGUGGGUUGUUGGUUGAGACUCUAGUCAAACUGAAAUAUGUGCCCCUAAGUUAAGUUCAGUGAAGUUUACUGAACACACAGACUAAUCUUAUUCAUUCCAGUAUGAGAUCCUUGUUUGUGUGCAAGAUGAACUGGAUCCCGCAGUCAAAAUUGUACGUCAACUUAUGGAAGCAUAUCCUCUGGUGAAUUCGAGAUUAUUUACGGGUAGGUUACGCACGAAAAUAUCUCUGUUUUGAAAACGGAGACAAUCGAUACUUUUAACGUUGAAAAAUAUUUUAAAUUCAUUUUUAAGGAGGGCCCCUGGUUUUAUUUGCAUAAAAAUGAUCAGAGAACUCAACCGUGAAGCCCUUUAGGUAGAACGUAUUGCUUUCAACGUCACCAAUUUAUAAAUCGGAUAAACCCAGGACAACAAUGUAGCAGUCUUAAAGUUCUCAGUCCGAAAUUUCCAACAGGAUACAUAAUUUUUCUAAAUUUUAGCAGGUGAAGUUUGCUCAAAAACCACAGUGUUGUCUAUCAUAAUCGCUACACUGAGACACGCCGUUAAUUACUUUGUUUUUCCAAAGAGACAAUAGCUGUAUGUUGAUCUCUUGGGAAUAAUUUUGUUGUAAAUUUUUUUAAAUUAUACCCUGGUUUUCUGUUAAAGAAUUUUUCACUUUAUCUCCCCUGUGUCUCAUUAAAUAUUCAAAUCAACUACUGAAAAAAUAUUGUUCUACCUGCAGCGAGUUAUAUAUAAUUAUUUAGCUGUGUGCUGUUCUUUGUCACCGAAAAAAUAUAGUGCUCCCAUACCUUCAAAUAAUAAGAAAAAAUUUUUUUUCAUGGUCUAGGUAUUACUAUAAAAUAUGGCAAGAGUGGUUGCAUCUGUAAGAAACAACUUUAAAUUUCUUGCAUUGAACCGUUUAAAAAAAAUACAAUAAACUUGUGUAAAUCAUGCCCCAAAUUAAGAAGACUUCUUAAACAGACAUCAGCCUAAGUACCUAUCAAAUCUACCUGUGUCUAGCUUACACUUCUAUUAAGUGGGUACUGACAACAAAAUUUAGCCCCUUUGACACUUUAAAUCCAUGUGAAGUAGAUAGGCCUGAUGAAAGAGUUUUUUUUUAUUUCCUUAGAUAAAGAUACCAUUUUUUACUUGAUGAAAUAUUAAUAUUAGCAUAUAGGUACUAUUUUAUCAACCUUAAACCACUUGUCCUUGAAAAGUGCUGAUUGCUCACUCUGUUCUAUUUGAACUUAAUAGUUAACUACUCUUCCACAAUUAACUUUUAUUAAGAAGAAACUGAUAAAAGUCAAGGAGGAGUCUGUUUUAUACAGAUAUCACUUUGAAUGGCACUUGCUUAGAGCUCUUUCCUAAUAGUACCAGUUGUCCCAAUUUUCAUAAAGAAUUUUCUUUCUUUCUUCAUCUUCAAAAGAGAAAAAAUAAGUAUUAUUAUAUUAUUAUCAUGUAUUAUUGUGAAUAUUAAUCUUUAUUAAUAUGAAUCUAGAUAUCAAUGACUGAGAGGCAUGGAGUGGGUACAGGCAGGGUGCAUAUUAGUAAUUUCCCUUUUCUUUAAGAUUGAGGAAUUUGUUUAGUACAUAAGUCUUAAGACUUGGGUAGAGCCAAUGGCUAUUCACCACGCUAAUGUGUUUUAAUCACAAAAUUACUCUAGUAAGUAGCUUAGGUAUCUGUGCAUGUGUUAAUAGUACUCUAGCAAGCAAACAACCAACAAUUUUAUUUCUAACUUUAAGAAAGGUUUAGUUUCCCUCCCACCUACACCAUAGACAGUUGUAUCUUAAUCUCAUUCAUGUUUGUAAUUUAUUCCUGAUUAUUGAACCAUUGGUUUUAGUGUAAUCAUCAAAUAUCUUUUAUGUAAUAGUGUUGUGUGUUAUUUAUGUAAGAUAUAUACAUUUAAUAAGCUGUCUGGUCCUAAAACAAGCUUCUGUCUGUUGUGGUGUUUAGUUACAAUCUAAAGAUAUAAAAAGAGGACAAAAGUGAAGAGGCUGAUUUUAGAGCCAAUCUUGAUGAUUUAAAUCUUUUCCUUAGGGUUAUCCCAGAGAAUUGUACUUGCCAUUUCCAGUGAUGUAAGGUUUCUAUAAGUUACAAAGUCAACAAAUGUGGCUGAAAAGUGGACAGUGUUGGAAAUAAAGUUUCACUAUCAAUUUACAUCUUGGCUUUUCUCUGCAGCUGCAAAGACAAUUGGUGUGAAUCCAAAAAUUAACAACAUGAACCAAGGUUACAAGGCAGCAAAAUAUGACCUGCUAUGGAUCUGUGACAGUAAUAUUAAAGGUAACACAGUAUUUUUUGUCAGUAGUAUUUAAAGUAACACUGAUGAGCAAUUACACCUAUAAUCUCUAUAACCUGGUAGGUUUUUUUGUCAUCUUAUUCAGGAAAAGCCUUAUUUAAACUGAAUACUGAAGAUAAUGCUUAAUAAUGAUUUCUUGGCUUUAGGAAGCAACAUCUCCCAGAAGUAGAUUUUUUCCCAUUUAAUCUUUAUCACCUGACUCCACUGGAAAUUCCAGUUUUCCUUGAGUCUUUUCUGUAAUAAUUUUAGGGAUGGCACCCUGGUUCACCUUUUCCCUUUGAAGUCCAGAAGGGUCAUCUGUCAGUAUUCAGUAUGGGUAUUUUAAGGAAAAGCACUUUCCUUCUCUGGUGAAGCAAUAAUGUGUCUUUUUCCAAAUUAACCCUGUGUUUAUACUAGUGUUGUGUAUUGCAAAUCAAUUGUAAGGUAAUUCAUUUUUGCAGUUUAGAUAUCGUUAUUCAAUUUUUUACUUGUUUUUCUGUUGAGAAAUACUAAAUUAUAAUUCUUAUAUUUUUGUUGUGGUACUGCUGUCUUUAGUUCAUCAAGGCACUCUUCAAGAGUUAGUUUCUCAUAUGGGACCAGGAGUAGGAAUGGUUCAUCAGGUAAUAAAGAUUACACGAGGUACACUAAGCAACAAAAUCAUAAAAUAAUAAUGAAUAUUACCACAUCGAGACUUGUAGUCUCAUGGGUUAAGGUGGCUUUUAACUGUUUGCAGUUCUUCUCUGAUCAAAGGAAUAUUAAGUACCUCCAGUGUUUUUAGUAUUUGGUCAGGAGAUGAAAUUUUAGUCUCAAAGAGAUUCCUAAUCAGGAGCAAAAAUGAUUUAACAUUUAUUCUUUUUAACUAUGGCAAAGGUAUAGCCUGUCACACACUAUUUAGCAAACAUUUAAUGUUUUGAAAAUUAAGAUACAGUAUUUCAUAUGUCAACUUGGAUCUUAAUACCAAUAAUGUGCAACCUGCCAAACUCAUGUUUUGCUCAUGAUCAGGUUAAUCUGAAAAUGCAAUUUCCAGGUAUCAAAAUUAAAAGCUAAGGGCAGCAGAUUUCUGGUCAAGAAUAUUCUUCUCUUCUGUUGUUAUCUAUUUCUUUCUUUGGUAAAAAUUAGAGCUGCCAUUGAUUCACUUUUUUCCAUCUUUAAAUUCUCAGACUGCACCCUUUCCCCUUAAGAUAUCACCAUACUUUCUUGAAAGCUGUUCUACAUCCCAGCCAUUCUUUGUGUACUUUAACAAUAUUGUGUCAUGAUUUUAGUCACAUGUUUUUCUGUUCAAUAGUUACCCUUUGUUGCCAACUGUAUGGACUUUGCUGCAUGUGUUGAUAAGGUAGGAUAUGGUUUGUCUGGUGUAGGAAGAGUACAAUCACACUUGACGCUGUAUCUGGUCAUCUCUCAAACACAAAGGCACGAUAUAGACAGAUUGGCUUCGCCCCUUGGUUUUCAGCUCAAGUGCAAAUUAUGCCAUGGUAAUAUUAUGUGAUGGCAAAGCAAAUCAUUUCCAAUUCCAAAUUUACCACAACUAAUGAAGAUGGUUUCAAUUGGAAGAAGGAGAUACAAACCUCAGCAAAUUAUUUUUGUGAUGAGAGAAUAUCAUUGAAACUUAUCAGAGUUUUUGCUGUUCACUCACUUUGGAUCCGCUGCAGCUCAAGCUCUUUUGAAUAUAGUGGUCUGUAUGCUGCAACCAUUGAUUGACAAAUGAUCCAGAGGUACCCAAGGCACCUCUCCUUUUAUAGCGCACCUUCUUGUUUGAGAGUCUUUCCAUUCCUUGCUGUGUGAACUUAUACCACAGUACACUCUCUAGAGUGUCUAGUAUAUUUUUGUAAACUUGCUUCUUUUUUACAUUGUUGCUUAGUUGUAAUGAGUGAUUAAAAUCUUAUCCACAGGUUUACUUUGGAACACAACAUGCAUUUGUGUACUUGCUAGCUUAUUGCUUUGGUCUACUAUGUGCAAAUGGCAUGUCAAGUCUAUACAGCAAGCCACUUCUGGAUGAACUAGGUAAAUUACACGAACUUGAGAUUAUAUCUUUCAGUGAUUAUGAAUUAUUUGCAAACACUAGAUCCCUGAUUGCUUAUCUUUUGAAUCAUCAAAGGAGAUUUUACAGGGAGAAUGUUCCUAUGAGAGAUCUUCAAUACCAUUUGUUGGUUUUGAGUUUUAGCCUUAUUUGACUUUGUGCAGGUGGCCUUGAAGUGUUUUCUUGCUACAUAGCAGAGGAUUACUUUAUGUCGAAGGCAAUAUAUAAAAGGUCAGUAUUCAUAAGCUGUAGAUGACCUCAGUACAGAACCAAGAUAAUGACAUGGUGUUUGUAUAUAGUUUGUUUUAUUUAGGUAACACAUCGGCAUUAAUUGAUUUUGCUGCAUCUCCCUAUUUGACUAUGAUAGGGACAAGAUAAAAAGGCUGAAGUAGCAAAAUCACAUGAAAAGCUAUUUCUUCUUUAAGUUGUGAAGAAUAGGAACUUUUAGGAGGAGACUGAAUUACUGGCAUAUAAAGAAUUUAUAUAGAGGAAGCUAAAUGACCUAGUCAUUUAAAAUGCUUUUGGCAGCAAAUAAUCUUUUCUCAAAGGGCAUUUUCCUGAAGCAGCAAGAAUUUUCAUACUUUCAGUAUCUUUGUUUUCAUGGAUAGCUUUCAAGCUGUAAGGUUCUCAAAAGAAUUAAAGAAUUAGAAUCAGUGCAUCUAGUCAUUGAAGUUCUCCCACUAGUAAGAGCAAUUUUUAAUUGAAUGGCAAAAGUUAUCCAGUGUUGUGUUGUUUUUGCUUGACUUCACUCGGUGAUUGGUCAAGAAAACUGACACCUCUCUCUGAAUCAAUUGGAUGCAAAACUAAGACCAAUCAUGACUUGGUUGCCCUGCUGCACUUUUGGCUUUUACAUGUUUUUACUUUGAGUUCUGAUAGACUCUUAAAUGUAUUUACCUUUCUGGUUGGCUGUUGCAAUAACUUUGGUUUUCAUUUUACAAUUACAAUCAAUCAAAAAGGGCUCUGACAAUAAUCAGUUAAUCUCCAAAUGCUGGGUUUGAGAGAGACUGUCAACAAGCUUAUUGAAUAAACUUUUGUGAGAAGACCCCCUGUUUGUAUUAUAGUGUUGUUUACAAAAAGCAUUUUCAUACAAAUUUUAUUGCAACAGACUAAGAACCAACUCCUUCAAGAUCAAGCUUGAGUUUGUUGUGAAUUAAAUGUGAAGCUUUCUAGUUUUUCAGUUAUUACAACAUUAUUCCCUGCAGAGGUAUGAAAGUUGUUCUGAGCUCUGACCCAGCUAUACAGAAUCCAAGUACAUACUCUCUUGUCAGAUUUCAGCAACGAAUGAUCAGGUUUGCUACAUGAUCAUUAAUUUUUUUGUAGGUGUAAUAAUUCAGAGUGACUUUAAGGUGAAAGUUUGUGACCUCAACCAGUUUGAUCUGUUGGAAGAUUAUCUUAAUUUAUAAUAAACAAAAAAAUAUUUUUAAACAAUUAUUUCAAACAACUAAGUUUGAUACAUAGCACCAAAUUAGUUCUGAGUUAGAAUUGCUGACUGUAUCAGUUUUUCUCUUCUAAAGGAGGCUGAAUUUAUAACCACUGUAUAACAAUUACAAAAAAUGUAUAAAUUGUGUAUUAUUAUAGGUAAUACUAACUUAUAACAGCUGUAAGGAUCAAUAAGUGACACACUUCACAUCAUUUUUAUUUACUACAAAUUUGGAAAGUUUUUGGGAAAGUUUAUUCCCAGGAAUUGUUUAUUUACUCUUAGCUUGGUGUGGCUUAUGUGUUAAGGUUCAGACUUUCUUGGUUCUAAAAUUUUUUAAUCUAGUUUUACUUUUAUUUUAUGAAUAAAAAACAACCUGGUAUAAAAAAUAUUUAACUAGUUUUAAAUGUGAACCACAAUGUUUCCAUGAGAAGUACAUUCUCUAGUUAUUGAUAUCAAGUUAAUUUGAUAUACUGCAGAUGGACCAGGCUGCGUCUGACAAUGGAACCUUUCCCUGCAGUGUUUGAACCUUUUACAGAGAGUCCCAUUAUUGGUUUGAUGUCAUGUUGGGCUGUGUGGCAUUUGUGGGAAAUCAGCUUCAUACUAUUUUUUGUUGAACAUCUUGCUGUCUCAUUUUUGUUGGACUACAUCUUACUUAGAUAUAUUCAAGGGGUGAGUUUCUACCUUCUGAGUAAAACCUGCUUUUACUCAUUAAUUAACAUUGGCCUCUGGAUAUUUCAUAGGCAGUCGUUACAUAGUGAUAUUUACCUGUGCCGUCAUUUUCAUUUAAGCAUGUUCACAUGAAGAAAACCUGUUUUAAAUAAGGUGCAAGUAUAACAUGUUUGGUUACUAAGUAUUUGCCACUGUUGUGCUGAAGUUUGAAAGAGCACUUGUGAAGUUCAUGGUAUGUGCUGCUGGAGACAAUAAGGUAGCAAUUUCUUGUUUUGAAAAGGAACUGUAAGCUGAAGUUACCACUCUGAAAAGAUUGAAAUACAGAGAAGUAGAACACUAAAAAGUGGCAGCUGAUGCUUAAGUGUACUAAACUAGCCAAAUUUUUAGUGAUUCAAUUUAAUUAUUUUGUUGGUUUUAAACAGUAGGGGCAAUGAGAUAAUUUCUAACUUAGGCCAACAUUAGAAAAGUAGAACCUUUCAUAACCAGGUCUAGAUCAUUUUCUUCUUGAAUAUCUACUCUCAGUGCUGGGUUAGGGAAAAUUUCACAAACAAUAUGUAACCUUUGAAUGUUUGUUUGUAAACCAUGUCAUUUCAGCUCCCAGUUACAAUGUGUCCCAAUGUAGAUGAAACAGUACUAUUUGUGACUUUUGUUGGAUGAUUUAUCAUUAAGAACCCUUCUAAGCCAAAUUCAAAGUAAUAAUUGAGAAUUAACCAACUUGUCCUAUUCUUUUGUUUUUCACUUUAGCCAAACAAUUCCUUGCCACCAAUAUGGAAGCUGUUUCUGGCUUGGCUUUUUAGAGAGUAUUCCUUCCUCAUAUUUUUUCUUCAAGCAGCUUGUGGCCGUGAAAUUGAAUGGCGGACUUCACAUUUUGUGCUGAAGCUGGGUGGUAAGGCUGAGAGACUCCAAGAAAAAUGUCAAAAUAUCAAUAAUCACUGCUGUUGACUGAACAUGUUGACUGAUCAUUAGUUGUAAUAUGACUUUAUUUAAGUUGUGCCAUUUUGGACAAAAGUAUUGCUGUGGCCAUCAUUUUAUCUGUUUUGCUCUGCCACAUAAUUUGUUAAGGCCUUAGCUGGCAUCUAUCUUCAUCUUUCCCCCAAGAUGCAGAUUGUAGGUUGGUUAUUUGAUUUAAAUGAGUCAAAUGGGGAAAACUUCUUGAAUGAAAUGCUCAUCAAAAGGGUUUCAUGAAAUGUGUUGUUCAGAAUAUAUCUAUUCAUAAAGAGGAGUAUUUCUCAAUAAUAGGAUAACUUCCUCCUAUGGUAUAUUUCAGUGUUAGUAUUUACUGUCCUUCAGUGAUUACUAGCUUUUAAAGACUCCCACCUUCCCUCUCUCAGAAGUUUAAAUUUUUGCUCCUCUGUUCAACUUAUUUAUAAUUAUUGAUCAAAUUGUCAUUUUACUGAGAUCAUCAAUUCCUACUUAGACAGCUAAAUAAUGAAUGGACUUCUGUGCAGUCAAAGUCCCUCUCAUUACAUUAUUUUACUAUUAAGCUUAUGGGGAUAUUUUUUCAUUUUCAUAAAAUUCAAGCAGUUUCUCUUUUGUCUAUUACAUAAUGAAGUGUUUAAUUGGUUGUAGUUUUGUUGUCUUUUUUAUUUAUUCACUACCUAGGUUUUUUUGUCUGUCUUUCCUGCCUGUUUAACAAAAGAGAAUCUGCCAAUUGAUUGUGAAACAGGAAUUUAUGAGUUACUAGUACUUUUACACCUUGCCUAUGUAGGAACAGUUUUAACAUAAACUUUUCUUUCCAAUACUUUGGCAAAAAUAUCUAUUUGCCUAGAGCAGGAUGGAUAGCUUACCAGAGCAAGCUGAUUCAAGCUGCUUGGAAUCAUUUAAGGCAAAUUAAUUAAAUACCAGUUUUAUCAACACAUUUAAUAACAGAUUAACUUGAACACAGUUAUGAUUUCAGUCUGUGAAUGAUAUUACAAUUAUUGAGAAAUGAAAAGGGGGUACUAUGGAACAUGGAAUUUGCAUCAGUUUUUAAUUGGUAUGGAUUGUGAAAAAGUGUAUUUAUUAUUAAGGUGAAUUUCACAACUAUAGGAGAAACUCCCUUUUUAUUUAUUAAUUAAUAAUUGUAAAAUAAUUUAACUUGUCAUUUUAAUAAAUUAUUUCCCUAUCGAUGGCCUCUUCAUAUAGGGGUUUUCAGUUAGAAAUUCAGAUACAAUGCAUUCAAUUUGUUGUAAGAAAAAAAACAGUUGACUUCAGCCUUUUCAACCUUAUUUGAAUUGUGUUGAUGGAAUAACUGGUAGACUUAAUUUGGAAUUUCAAAUGCUUUGAGCAGAAAUUGUAAUAACUGCUAAAGAGAUCGUGAAUAAAUGUGGUAUGUAACUACAUGACCAAGAAAUUAAAGCAAACAAUUAUAACCUCUGUUUGAUGUAAGAUUUGGACGCACACUCUUAUGUUCAGAGAAACUAUUUAUCUAUCAUUUGUUGGGUUAAGCAUUGUAAUGAAAUGCAACUUUAGUUUCAAAUAAUAUUUUGUCAUUUUAUUUUAAAGCCGUUUCUUAUUUUAACAACUGGCUUUCUUAUUUUGAAAUUGGAUUGGUUGUCAAUGAAUGCUUUCAGUGGUUUGUUUUUGAACUUUAAUUUUACUCGGGUUUGGUCUGAGUCAAUAUGUAUCUUGUUUUACUUGCCAUUGUUUAAUCAGUGGGGAAGUCAGACACUUUCGAAGGUUUUAUUGACCUUAAGCACACUUUAAUAAGAAUUUUGCACUGACAAAAGGUAAAUCACAUGAUUUUUACUUUUGUUACGGCUGUAAAAUAUUGAUUGCAUAAUGCCGGUGCUUUUGCUUCUGUCCAUUUGUUUAUUUAUGACUUGUAAAAUUAUUGGAAGCUUAAUCAUUUUAAAUUAAAUUGCUGUUAAGUCUUGAAACUGCAGUAGCCUUGAUAGGUGGGGAGGUUGAUAUUACUAGUUGGAGGGUUUAUGUAGGUUUUUAUU